This is a messenger RNA of Ananas comosus (pineapple), 887 nucleotides long. RefSeq lists its product as uncharacterized. The transcript is spliced from 3 exons. Gene Ontology annotation, cellular component: intracellular anatomical structure. The record is from RefSeq and is a predicted model, not a curated record. NCBI's taxonomy places the organism in Eukaryota, Viridiplantae, Streptophyta, Magnoliopsida, Poales, Bromeliaceae. Bases 110 to 700 code for a protein of 196 amino acids.
GUUGUUUAUCAUCAUCAUGGCAAUAGAGCUCAAGCGAUCACUCUCUCUCUCUCUCUCUCUCUCUCAUCCCCUCUCUUUCUCUCUCUAAAAGUGUUAUAGGAGAUCGAAGAUGAUGGGGAGCUCCGCGAAUACGAAGACCUCUUCGGAGAUCGCGUCGCUCUUGGAUUUGAAGCCGCACCCGGAGGGGGGAUUCUUCGCUGAGACCUUCCGAGAUUUCUCCAUCACACUCCCCAAAUCCCUCCUCCCUCCUCACUAUAAGGUCGAGCGCCCUGUGAGCACAGCCAUUUACUUCUUGCUGCCGUCGGGUAGUGUUUCGCACCUCCACCGCAUCCCCUGUGCCGAAACCUGGCACUAUUACAUGGGCGAGCCCCUCACGGUCUUUGAGCUACAUGACGAUGGUCACAUCGAGCUAACUGUCCUAGGCCCAGAUCUCAAUGCCGGGCACCGGCCGCAAUACACCGUACCGCCAAACGUGUGGUUCGGAUCGUUUCCAACCUUAGACGUAGAAUCCUUUGCGUCAGACGGCAGCCUCCUUGUUAAGUCUCGGAAGCGGGACUCCGAGCUGCACUACUCGCUGGUAGGCUGCACCUGUGCCCCUGCAUUCCAAUUCGAGGAUUUCCAACUGGCCACUCGCGACGAGCUCAAGGCUCUCGCUCCCAACGCAGAACCCUUCCUCAAUUACCUCGUCCUUCCCAGCUGAGCUGAUUUGUGGCCUGUUCGGAUCUCUUUUCUUUCUUUUCGAUCUUUUUACCUUUCACGCGCAAUAAUCUUGUACUGGGUUUGUGGGUGUUCACAAUCGUGACGACUGAAUUAUACUGUAACAGAGUUAUUACGUAAUACAUUUACAUGGAAAUAACACUCGGGACGAAUUUUGUCGAGCCAUUUCU